Messenger RNA from Coregonus sp. 'balchen', 17201 nucleotides. NCBI's taxonomy places the organism in Eukaryota, Metazoa, Chordata, Actinopteri, Salmoniformes, Salmonidae. The record is from the annotation of a GenBank genome assembly.
GCUAUUUAUCUGUCGACGCAUCUAUUCUGCACAUUCCCCUAUGUUGUUCUAGGCGGAGGAAUGGAAAACUGCGUUCAAAUCCAUAUUUGUACAUAAAUAAAUGGGUGAUUACGGUUUGGUUUAUUACAGACAGCGACCAUUGGACACCGCUCUACCCUCCUCGACGGACGCGCUCUAAGAUCUGCUCCUCCUCUUCUCCGGUUUCCAUCGGCCAGUUGUGACCCGGCUCGCCCUGGGUCUCGCACAGUAGCGUCGUCGCCUUGUCCCCACUGUUCCUGUCAGCUGCUGGGCAUCAGCAAAACAUGCAGGAUGAGCCUGUGGGGGUGACAACCGAACAACGACCCCCGCCAACAGAGGAAAAGUACAGCAACAACAACACAAUCAAUAAAACCGGGAAACAGCAACCAAAUCAAACCAACAACCAGCUGGGAGCCCUCACUUCCAACUACAACCACCUGAUCCAGAAUCCAGAAUUUACCCAUUUUGGUCAAGAUCAUUUUUGCCCGACGCAGUCUAUCUUUGACCUUCAGCACGACGGGAAAAUACAUCAGCUAGCUGAGUUUGGAUGCACUGAGUCGCCCCUACCCCAAGGAAAAUUCAGUCACCUGCCGCAGAGGCAGCCUUUCACCGCUCAAGUCUCCACCAAACCCGAGCGUAGCGCAGACUCCAGCCCCGGCCGAAUCAGCGGCUCGCCAGUGGAGGAGGUUGAAGCCGAUGUGGAGACUGCUGCGUCGCCAUCGCCCACUUCCGUAAAUCCAAACAAGGUUAAGAUCCAAAUGGACUCCCCCAUCACCCACCAUAUUAAUAACGGCAAUGGCAGUGGCACCGGCAAUAUGUUGGCCGGAGGUCUCGGGGGCGGUUUUCCGAACCUCCAGAACCAAGAGAUGCAGAACCCGAGUGGCGGCUCAGCUUCACCUCCACUCCAUGGAUUCGGAACCCCGUGGUCCGUUCAGACCAGUUCCCCACCACCCGUCUCCAACUCGGCCAACCCUAUCCACCACGCAAACGCGAUUAAUCAGAUGGCUCAUACCGACCCAGACAACAGCUUCUACCCCGGUAUUCCCUCCUCCAUCAACCCGGCCUUCUUUCAGAGUUUUUCUCCGGUGUCGGCUAAUCCGUGCCCAGGGAUUAACGUACAGGGCUUCAGCAGUCCGUUCUCGCCCCAGAUCAACGCCCUUCAGCAGCCGCAGCAGAGCCGCCGGUCCCCGGUCAGCCCCCAGAUGCACCCCCAGCACCAGCAGGGCGUCUUCCUGCAGCAGAGGAACAACUACAACCAUCACCACCAGGUGAGCUAUCUCCAGUCCUCUCUACUCACCUGUUGACAUGGAAACCAUCAUCAGGAUCCCCAUAGAGUAGAGGAUUGAUCCUUAAAAAUGACAGAUAGAAAGAAACUGUUGAAGUGGGAGGGCGAUAUUAAUAUAAUACUUUUUUGUAAAGCUAAUGUAAGUUAAUGCAUCAUGUCACUCCUAGAUGGUAUUAGGCUCAAGCCAUGGUAAUGAAUAUAUGUUAUUACAUAUUAGUUAGCCUAGUAUACAGAAGUGCAAAAAAGCAGCUAUGAUGAUGAAAACAAAUGCAUCCCUGUGCUCCCAGAACAUGUAAGCACUGUCUGGCCAGGGUAGGGCAGGGCUGGGACUGCAUUAUUCAAUAAACACCACACUGUGUGUGUGUGUAUGUGUGUGUGUGUGUGUGUGCAUGCAUUUGACUAACUAAUAGAUCUGAGGUUCAAAUCAAAUAAAAAUGUAUUCAUCACAUGCUUCGUAAACAACAGGUGUAGACUAACAGUGAAAUGCUUACUUACGGGACCUUCCCAACAAUGCAGAGAGAGAGAAAAUAGAGAAAUUAUAGAAAAGUAAAAUACUUAAUACACAAUGAGUAACGACAACUUGGAUAUAUACACGGGGUACCAGUACUAAGUCUGUGUGCAGGGAUAUGAGGUAAUUGAGGUAGAUAAGUACAUAUAACUAGGAAUAAUGUGACAGAUAAUAAACAGUAGCAGCAGCGUAUGUGAUUAGUCAAAAAAGUUAGUGCAAAAAGGGUAAAUGCAGAUAGUCUGGGUAGCUAUUUGGUUAACUAUUUAACUAACCAUUUAGCAGUCUUAUGGCUUGGGGGUAGAAGCUGUUCAGGGUCCUGUUGGUUCCAGACUUGGUGCAUUUGUACCACUGGCCGUGCAGUAGCAGAGAGAACAGUCUAUGAUUUGGGUGGCUGGAGUCUUUGCCCAUUUUUAGGGCCUUCCUCUGACACCGCAUGGUAUAGAGGUCCUGGAUGGCAGGGAGCUCAGCCACAGUGAUGUACUGGGCCGUACGCAUUACCCUCUGCGCCUUGCGGUCGGAUGCCAAGCAGUUGCCAUACCAAGUGGUGAUGCAGCCAGUCAAUAUGCUCUCAAUGGUGCAGCUGUAUAACUUUUUAAGGAUCUGAGGGCCCAUGCCAAAUCUUUUCAGCCUCCUGAGGGGGAAGAGGCGUUGCCGUGCCCUCUUCACGACUCUGUUGGUGGGUGUGGACCAUGAUAGGUCCUUAGUGAUGUGGACACCGAGGAACUGGAAGUUCUCAACCCACUCCACUACAGCCCCGUCGAUGUGAAUGGGGGCGUGCUCGGCCGUCCGUUUCCUGUAGUCCACGAUCAGCUCCAUUGCCUUUCUGACGUUGAGGGAGAGGUUAAUGUACUUACUAUGACUGGGAUAUGUGGUUGUCCCGCCUAGCUAUCUUAAGAUGAAUGCACUAACUAUAAGUCGCUCUGGAUAAGAUUGUCCGCUAAAUGACUCAAAUGUAAAUGUAAUUGUGUGAGUGUGUGUGUGUGUCUGUGCAUGCUAAGGGUGUGUGCGGGUGAGUGUGCAUGUGUGGCUGCUUGUGGCUAGACAUCAUCAGCACCAAGGCCGUCACACACACACAUAAGCACUCUCUCCCACACACGUAGACAUACCCAUCUUUCCUAAAUGUGCAAGAGCUGUACAUAUAUACAGCAUAGAGUGGAGGGCUGGAGACUGCUGCAUGACAGCAUGCAAGUUUUAGCAUGAGAGAGUUGAUUGUGUGGAUGUAUGGUAGAGAGAGAGAGGGACAGUGUGUGUGUGUGUGUGAGAGAGAGAGAGAGAGAGAGAGAGUGAGGGAGAGAGAGAGAGAGAGAGGUGAGAGAGAGAGAUGAUAGGAGCGAGUAGAGAGAGUGAGAGAUGAGCGAUAGAGAGAGAUAGAGAGAGAGACGAUUGAUAGAGAGAGGAGGAGAGAGAGAGAGAGAGAGAGUGAGUGAGUGUAAUUGGGUUUUAGUGGUGUCAGUGUGCAUGGGGAUGACUUUGUCUUAGUCUUAAAGCUCUAAAUCUUCUUACCCCUCCACCCCCUCCAAAGGACCAGGUCAUAGUAGGCUAUGGCAGAGGGAAACACAGGAUCAAAAGAAACACACAAAAUACCAACAAUUAAUACAAUCACAUCCCCUCCUCCCUCAUGCUCUCUCUCUCUCUCUCUCUCUCUCUCUCUCUCUCUCUCUCUCUCUCUCCUCUCUCUCUCUCUCUAUCUCAUCUCCUCUCUCUCUCUCUCUAGCCCAUGGUGAAGCAGUCUCCCUGGGGGGGCAGUCACCAGGGGAGUGGUUGGAGCUCUGGGGGUAUGUCCUGGGGUCGGGACCACCGUCGUGGUGGAGGCAUGGGCAUCCUGGGCUCUGUCAGCCAGGUCUCCCCCAUGAAGAAACCCUUCUCCAGUAACGUCAUCGCACCGCCCAAGUUCCCCCGUUCUGCCGGCCCCAUGGGCCCCAAGGCCUGGAUUGAGGAGAACAUGUUCCGAACAGACAGUAACAUUAACACGCUUAUGCCUCUCCAGGUACGUGCUUUGAAUGUACAGUAUUUGGCUGUGGUGUAUGUGUUUUUCUCAGUAAGCAGACACUGAGUGUACAAAACAUUAGCAACACCUGCUCUUUCCAUGACAUAGACUGACCAAGUGAAUCCAGGUGAAAGCUAUGAUCACUUAUUGAUGUCACCUGUUAAAUCCACUUCAAUCAGUGUAGAUGAAGGGGAGGAGACAAGUUAAGGGUUUUUAAGUCUUGAGACAAUUGAGACAUGGAUUGUGUGUGUGUGCCAUUCAGAGGGUGAAUGGGCAAGACAACAUAUUUAAGUGCCUUUGAACGGAGUAUGGUAGUAGGUGCCAGGCGCACCAGUUUGAGUGUGUCAAGAACUGCAACGCUGCUGAGUUUUUCAUGCUCAACAGUUUCCUGUGUGUGUCAAAAAUGGUCCACCACCCAAAGAACAUCCAGCCAACUUGACACAACUGUGGGAAGCAUUGGCGUCAACAUGGGUCAGCAUCCCUGUGGAACACUUUCGACACCUUGUCAAGUCCAUGCCCCGACGAAUUGAGGCUGUUCUGAGGGCAAAAGGUGGUGCAACUCAAUAUUAGGAAGCUGUUCCUAAUGUUUUGUACACUCAGUGUAAAUAUACAGGGGUCUGUGUGUGUGUGUGUGUGUGUGUGUGUGUGUGUACUGUAUAAAUGUUGGUGGGAGGAGUGCAAAAGGGUUUUAAUGCUUUGAGUGAAAUAGGGCCGGACUCAUAGGAUUACGGAAUCAUUUCCUGAAUUAGAUAUUGGAGCCAGAGAGUGAGCGAGAGAGUGGGUGUUUGAGAGAGAGUGGUCGAUCAAAGGUAGAGAGAGAGAGAGAACAGGGAUGACAGGGGAAAGGUUUAAAUGAUGGGAAUGGGACAGUUUAAUAUUCACAGCCCUGUUUUCAAAGUACAGAGUGUUUCAGAGUGUAGGAUUGUGGGUAAGAAGGAGCAGGAAGGCGACAAACAUCAAACGCAGAAAGCCAGACAGGGAGAGCAGAUCAGGAGGCAGAGGGGAAGAGAGAGAGCCGGGAGGGAGAAGAGGGGGGAGAGAGGAAGGGGGAGAGUGUAAAGGGGCUCUUUAGAAAACACACAGCUGAGAAUAAAUGUCACUCCCAGAUGACGAGCAGAAUUACCAUUUCAAUCAGAUGGGAACGGUGUUAUUUAUUUCUGCCAUAGUGGAGGUGUCAGGGAACGGGGCUGCAGUUAGAGCUGCUUUAAAGGUACUUUAACACCACAUUUAGCAGAUUUCACCUGAGUCUAUUUCAAGAUGGGAGUUGUUAUAGCUCUAUGUACACAUACUUAUAGACCCAUAACUGAUGUCAUCUAAUUAUGCACAGCACAGUUCUGACCUUUUAAGUACAAAGGGGGAAACUGGAGGUAGAAGGCCUUUAGAAAGGAUCUUUGGGCGGGCCCCCGUCACCAUACUGUAUUUUCCCUGGUGGAGACCGGAAAAACACGCUAGUUAUUCCCCUGAUAUAUUUUUCAAAGUAAUCCCUCAUCACUUUCUCCCCUUUGUCAUGGCUCUCCUCUUCCUCUUCCAGGAAGCAGGCACGGCUCCAGGAAUUGUUCAUUUCCAUAAACAGUGUCUGACCAGCAAUUCCUCAGAUUCCAUACACGUCUUCUCUCUUUUCCUUCCUUCCUCUGUGUUAUGUUUGGAUAGGGGUUUAGCAUUUGUGCUUCAUCAUGAUGUGAACGUCAUUGACAGAGAUAUUCAGAAGGAGAGAGAGGGGGGUGUAUGCUGGCACUGGGGGAGAGAGAGUGGUUACCUACUUCCUAUUCCAUGGAGUGUACAUUCCUACACGCUUCGAUCAUUCCAUAAUAAUGCCUUUAUAAAUGAUUCAGAAGAUAUGUCAUACCAUAUAAAGGAUGUUAUAAUACACAGACCUGUACUACAUUCUCAUUCGGUGACAGUGUGGCAACACUCCUCAGUUGCUACAGUGGAUACAGCAUCACCUAAACCAGAAUGUCCAGCCGAUGACAGGCUAUAGGAUAUUUAACGGCCAUGUUGUUUUUCCCCUAUGUAAAGCCCAGCUAUAGACAGGCCUGGAGGGACCCUGGCUGGGCUGCCUGUAAUAAUCUGAUAUUAUCCAAACAAAGGCCUUUUCUCUCUGCCCACCCUCUUGCUGCCAGGGGCCUUGACUGAUGCCUCAGAGUCAGGCAGUAAAUGUUAGCCUAACAUUAGGCUACAAAUCACACACAGACUGACCACUGGACCACUUUUAGUUCAGUGUUUUUAAUCCUGUGUGUGGAGCAGUAGUGUGUGGUCAGGCUACAGUGGGGAAAAAAAGUAUUUAGUCAGCCACCAAUUGUGCAAGUUCUCCCACUUAAAAAGAUGAGAGAGGCCUGUAAUUUUCAUCAUAGGUACACGUCAACUAUGACAGACAAAAUGAGAAAGAAAAUCCAGAAAAUCACAUUGGAGGAUUUUUAAUGAAUUUAUUUGCAAAUUAUGGUGGAAAAUAAGUAUUUGGUCAAUAACAAAAGUUUCUCAAUACUUUGUUAUAUACCCUUUGUUGGCAAUGACACAGGUCAAACGUUUUCUGUAAGUCUUCACAAGGUUUUCACACACUGUUGCUGGUAUUUUGGCCCAUUCCUCCAUGCAGAUCUCCUCUAGAGCAGUGAUGUUUUGGGGCUGUCGCUGGGCAACACGGACUUUCAACUCCCUCCAAAGAUUUUCUAUGGGGUUGAGAUCUGGAGACUGGCUAGGCCACUCCAGGACCUUGAAAUGCUUCUUACGAAGCCACUCCUUCGUUGCCCGGGCGGUGUGUUUGGGAUCAUUGUCAUGCUGAAAGACCCAACCACGUUUCAUCUUCAAUGCCCUUGCUGAUGGAAGGAGGUUUUCACUCAAAAUCUCACGAUACAUGGCCCCAUUCAUUCUUUCCUUUACACGGAUCAGUCGUCCUGGUCCCUUUGCAGAAAAACAGCCCCAAAGCAUGAUGUUUCCACCCCCAUGCUUCACAGUUGGCAUGGUGUUCUUUGGAUGCAACUCAGCAUUCUUUGUCCUCCAAACACGACGAGUUGAGUUUUUACCAAAAAGUUCUAUUUUGGUUUCAUCUGACCAUAUGACAUUCUCCCAAUCCUCUUCUGGAUCAUCCAAAUGCACUCUAGCAAACUUCAGACGGGCCUGGACAUGUACUGGUUUAAGCAGGGGGACACGUCUUGCACUGCAGGAUUUGAGUCCCUGGCGGCGUAGUGUGUUACUGAUGGUAGGCUUUGUUACUUUGGUCCCAGCUCUCUGCAGGUCAUUCACUAGGUCCCCCCGUGUGGUUCUGGGAUUUUUGCUCACCGUUCUUGUGAUCAUUUUGACCCCACGGGGUGAGAUCUUGCGUGGAGCCCCAGAUUGAGGGAGAUUAUCAGUGGUCUUGUAUGUCUUCCAUUUCCUAAUAAUUGUUCCCACAGUUGAUUUCUUCAAACCAAGCUGCUUACCUAUUGCAGAUUCAGUCUUCCCAGCCUGGUGCAGGUCUACAAUUUAGUUUCUGGUGUCCUUUGACAGCUCUUUGGUCUUGGCCAUAAUGGAGUUUGGAGUGUGACUGUUUGAGGUUGUGGACAGGUGUCUUUUAUACUGAUAACAAGUUCAAACAGGUGCCAUUAAUACAGGUAACGAGUGGAGGACAGAGGAGCCUCUUAAAGAAGAAGUUACAGGUCUGUGAGAGCCAGAAAUCUUGCUUGUUUGUAGGUGACCAAAUACUUAUUUUCCACCAUAAUUUGAAAAUAAAUUCAUUUAAAAUCCUACAAUGUGAUUUUCUGGAUUUUUUUUCCUCAAUUUGUCUGUCAUAGUUGACGUGUACCUAUGAUGAAAAUUUCAGGCCUCUCUCAUCUUUUUAAGUGGGAGAACUUGCACAAUUGGUGGCUGACUAAAUACUUUUUUCCCCCACUGUAUAUGUGGACCAUAUGUCUAGCAUCUCAUUUUCGGCACCUAGAAAAUGUUUUUAUUGUCUAAUUAGAUAAGAGAGUAAAAAUUAAGUUUGAGGUGUGAGAGGUGCUGAUAUGACCUUUCACUAUCUCUCCUAAUGUUCUCAACCGUGAGAGGGUAAAGAUCUGUGUAAACCAUUUUCUAAGUCUUUCUUCUAAAGGCUCUGCCAUCUGUGGUAUGUUAUAAAGGUUGAGUGGUCUCUGGUUUAGAUCUACUGUGCAGGGGUCUGUCUUAUUGCCCCUCUGAUGAGUUCAUAAUAACCUCCAUCCCAUCCCAGCAAGCACUCUGGUUAAAUGCCAUUCCUGGAUUUGGUUUCUGCUCUCUCUCUCUGUCUGUCUCUCGGACGUGCUCCAGAGUUCCUGGUGAAUCCAUCGUUGGGUCCAUUCUGCUCACAAGCAUACCUUAGUACCCCUGAAGUGAAUAAAUACAGAUUUUUUUAUCCAUGUAUGUGCUGUUCACAUGCUGAAUAUUAAGCCACACACACAGGAUUUAUUACCCAUGCCUAUGUGCCAGACCACUGCAGUUGUUGUAUGUGUGUGUUUCAGUUUGACUGUUUUAAUAUCUCUGUCUUUCCCCCUCUCCCUCCCUCUCUCCCUCUCUCUCUCUCUCCUCUCAGGAUCGCUCUAGAAUGUACGACAGUCUGAACAUGCACUCCCUGGAAAGCUCUCUGAUUGACAUCAUGCGGGCGGAGCAGGAUCCAAUGAAGGGUGAGACACUACUUACUUACUCCCUCCCACUGUCUUUAAUUCUCAUACUUACUGUACUGAGUCACUUACUCACUGAAUAAUGGAAAAGGGCAUUGUGAUUGUGGAGAACGGUGGUUAGGGGGAAUGCAUAUGAGGCGCAGCAUACCCUUUCCGAAGGCACUGACAGGCUUCCUGCUCGCUCCUCGAGGCAUGUUGUUUUCCCCAGAGCGAGCAGCUUAUGUUCUCCCUGGUAAGAGUGGGUAUUACUGCCACCAUCGGCUGUGUCUUUAAAUGAACUUACAGCCCUGAUCCUGCUGCUACUGCUACUGCUUAACCUGGGGCACACUGACAGACAGGAGUCAGACAGCCUGGCAGCACUCUCUGUCCUGAUAAGGUAGGGUAGGACACUCCUCACAGGGACAAGGAGUAGGGUGACAAAAACAGGGCUGGCCUUCAGGCCUCUCCUCUCAUCACAGCUACUGGAUCUUGAGAAGAGACUCCAUCCAGGUGCACUGCAGUCAGUGUAAAAUGACUCCUAGCUAGCUACACACAUAGUUACGCCUACUGGCUUCAACAUACUCCUCCAGACCACGGAUUGGAGGCUCCUAAGCUUAUAUGUCAGAGACUGAGAGGCAGGUUUACAUUUACAGUACAUUGAAUUUGGCACAGUGUACUACCCCUGAAAGACUAUUAUUAUUAUUGUUCAUAAUUGACUAGUCUAAAUAGUGAUGUCAUUCUCACAGCCAGUGUCCUGUACUCCCCCUGUCCAGGACUCUGAGUUGAAUUUCUUGUUUAGCCCCUGCAGGAGCAGAUAGAGCAGACAUUUUAGUCACACAUCUUAUCCAGAGCGACUUACAUGAGCAAUUAGUGCUAAGUGCCUUGCAUCAAGGGCACAUCAACAGACUUUUCACCUAGUCGGCUCAGGGAAUCGAACCAGCGACCUUCUGGGUACAGACCCAUUGCUCUUAACUGCUAGGCUAGCUGCCGACAUAGGCCAGUAUUCACAGCACAGACAACCAGAGGGAAACAGACUAAAUUUAGACAUGAUCACACAUUCACACACUGCAUGUGACAGCCAGAGGAGUGCGGAGAGGAGGGUGGGGGGGAGGGGGGGACUGUAGGGGAGGGUGGUCUUUGCCAUUUAUAGCCCUGACUGCUAGGCACAGAGCUAAUCUAACAGUGCAGAAGCAGAAGGCAAGCACAAACCUAACAGGGCUUUAGAAAUUAGCUUAGCUAACUGGGCAUGGGAGAUUUACCAUGCUAACAUGGCAGUGGAAAAAGGGUUGCUUCUUUUUCAACUGGAGAUCAGAUAAUUUGCCAGCAUCCCUUCUUUCUCUGUUCACACGUCGGCGAUUCUUCCCAUUAAAUAGCUGACAUUUGCUUCUGAUACUUCAUUAGGGUUAACCCAAAUCUAUUUCCGUUUUUUUUUUUUUGUGUGAUAAAACAUUUAGAUAACCAGGAAGUUGGCGAUGUCUGCAUAACAGCAAGUGAUUCAGGUUUCGCAUUAAGGCUCCCUCAUUGCAUUCUAGGUAACAAGCUCUGUAGCUUAACAUGCUAAGCAAGUUCUAUAUGUUUUUUUUUGUCAGCUCAAGCUGUCUCCAUGGAUAAAUAGGGUAUUGUUCUGUGUUCUGUUUCUGACACUACAGCUCAGUAGGCUAUAGUCAUGUGACAAUGGUGCUGCUGCUCCAUAUACAUGGCCGUGCCCGUGAUGGCCUCGCCCUGGCCUCCAUCUGCUGAGAGUCUCAUCCCUGUGUGUAUGUGUGUGUGUGUGUGUGUGUGUGUGUGUGUGUGUGUGUGUGUGUGUGUGUGUGUGUUUGUCUCUCUCUAAUCUCAGGCCGGGUGGGAUGCCCUCACCCUGGAGCCGACGGCCUGCUCAUGCUCAAUGGUAAUUAUCUCUCCUGGCCAACACCAGCUUGUGUGUCUUCUUCCAUCUCCAUCGCCAGACUGUUUUAGAAAUGUCUCAGUGUAAAUGUUUCCAUAUCAUCAUUAUCACAUUAGGGAUGCUUAACCAGGCUAGAUCGAGAUGCAGGCUAGACAGGAUGUAUAGGAUGGACAUUUCUGUCACUUUUCUGAACUUAAUUUGUGUUGGGAUAUACCCUUCUCCAAAGUGGACUGUGUUGGAUUGUUUUGUUUAAUGAGUAGUGUUGGUUCUCCUAUGCUGUGCUGUGUGAGUGUCAGUUAGGCUGACACUAGACUGUAGUAACAGUGUAGUAAACAUGUCACCUGUGAUAUAUGUAUAUAGAAUCUAUAGGACAAACUCAGCCACCCUGUCAACUCUAAAAAAGUAAUGAGGGAUAUACAUUGUUGUUGUAAUCCUACUGUGGCUUGAGAUAAUGAAGAACGUCCAAGAUGUUUAGUAGUGUGGUUCACAUGAUGAAUUGAAAUGCCUAGUUGUCUAAGUCACAUGGCCAGCAGCAGGAGAGCCAGAUAGCUAGGUCAUGUAGCUUGUUUAUGUAGGCUAGGUCACAUGACUAGAGGCCAGGAGAAGACUAGUGUUGUUACCAUUAGGCUGGUCCUCAGCCUAGCGCGAUUUACAAUAAAGUCCUGCUUGAAACAAAGUUGCUAUGUUUCCAUCCAAUUUGCAACAGGUUUUCGAAUCUGCAACAACAAAUAAAUGCGCAUUUCCCCAGCAGAGGUGUUUCCAUCAGACUGACUUUGUUGUGGGAUAAAAACAUAAAAGACAUAGUGCACAAAAAAAACAGUUUUGCGCUUAAGAUUUCAUGUACCGAAUAAUAAACGUGUUUGUGUUUCCAUUGCAUUUUCCACUCUACCGAUUUUUUUGUCACACAAACUGUUGCGAUAAAUUACAAACUUGCCCAAUCUCUUUUUUUGCGCAUUCUGCUCUCAGACAACAGUUCGCUUAUAAAGUGGACACUCAGUGAAACUGCAGUAAAAGUGCAGUAACUGCAGUCGACUGUGGUAUUUUGGACGCAGUAAUUGCAGAAUAACUGCAGUGUAGUUAUACUUACGGAAUCCAUGUAACUGUUAGGUUAUAUAAUGAGAUGGAUAAGAGCAAGAUCAUUUGUAUUUGUUAAUUGGCAGCUAAGCACUGAUCAUCAUUUCAUUAUCAUACAAAUGAACACCCUCAAUAUUUAUUGGAAAGGAGCACCAAGCUCAUCACCGUGCACUUUCACCACCCUGUAGUCUAAGCUGUGCAUACUUUUCCAAGUUGCAGUGGGAGGACCACCAACAUAGCAUCGCGUGACAGCAAAUGUACAUCCACAUGAUAGUUAUUCUAUCAACAAUUGCGCAAGUCAUUUCCACCACAAUUUGUUGCAUAAUUAAUUUUACCGAUACAAAAAGAUCCCACCAUGUUGAACGAACAAAUUAUCUGUCGACAUUUAUAAAACCGACACUUCUUGUUUCCAUCACACUCGCAUAAAAAUUGUGGAUGGAAACCUAAUGAUAAGUUUGUGACGAUAAUAAGGUUUAUGACACUCCAACCAUGCAGUUAGAUGAUGAGGAGAUGAAAGGGGGUAGGGGGAAAUAAUGCUACUAGGUACUAGAGGACCAUAGUUUGAUUGCUCUGUAGUGUCAGUAGUACCAGCCAGGUCUGUGGGUGCUUUACUUUGCAAGGAAUGUCUGCAAGGCAUAAAACCACUCUUUACUUUGUUUACAUACAGCAAGAAGCUAUGGGAGACGUCGAGGUAAAGCCGCCUUCAUGUGACGUGCAGUCUGUGUCAUGUCAUGUGUGUUGCGUGUACAUACACUACACAGCAUGCUUUAACGCUACUGAACUGCAGCUACCAAAACAGUGUCUGGAUACAAACAAUUCAGUGUUUCUAGUUUCAGCAUGACUCGCCACCAACGGUUAAAGGCCCAGUGCAGUCAACAUUUUAUUUUUUCUGUGUUUUGUAUCAUAUUGUAAAACAGCUGAUGAAAAUAGCACUGUAAAAGUGGGAUAAAUAAAAAAUCAGUGUUAUUUCCUGAUAGUUGCUGGUUGAAUGUUUGCAUGGGCUUUCCAGGCGGUACAUUGGUUAAUAGACCAAUAACAAAGUUCCAAACCUCUCUGCAAAUAAAAGCUAGUUUUAAGUUUCCUCUCCCCACUCAGAUCACUCCCAGACAGUCCUAGCAAAAUUGUUCCUUGAGAAAGUUUUUUGCUAAAAAUAUAUUUUUGUCAAUUUUAAUGGAAGUAAGGUACUUAAUUGUUACCCAGAAAUGAUUUGAUAUUGAUACAAAUAUGGCUGCAUUGGACCUUUAACUGAUGUGGGAGACAAAAAAGCCUAAAUCAUUUAGUAUGAAUAAUAAGUGGUGUCCCAAGCAGUUGCUUCUUGUACCAGCAUUUGCUUUUGGUUUUUCAAUGUACUAUGUUACAGGUCACUGUGCUGCACAAUAUGUGCUUACAUCCAGACAUAGCACAUUGCAAUAGGUUUCAGAUUCAGUAAACCAUAGGUUUACCUCAGUCCAUUGCUCUAACCACUGCUACUGCUUUGCCCCAUGGUAACAGCUUGUAUCCACAGCUUUCUUACCAGACCUCAAGCCUGUCCUCUCUGUCUGCUGUCUGUCAGUCAGUCACAGAGCUCUGGCUGGAGUAUUCAUGGUUGCGUGUCUUGGUCUUACAGCACAUCUAUACUAGAUUGCACAUAAUCCUCUAUCGCUUUAUGCUUAUACUUUAUAUUGUAGCUACAAAGCACAAAGCCUGAUGACAGAUGUAAACAGCCAUGGCACAUGUUGUUAUAGGCCCUGUGCAUUUAUCAUGUGAAUCAUUAUAAAACUGAGGAGGCUGGUGGGAGGAGCUAUAGGUUACGGCUCAUUGUAAUGGCUGGAAUGGAAUAUUGGAACGUAGGCUAAAUGUGUUUUCCGUAUGUUUGAUGUGUUUGAUACUGUUCCAUUGAUUCCAUUCCAGCCAUUACAAUGAGCCUGUCCUCCUAUAGCUCCUCCCACCAGCCUCCUCUGAUGUAUAUAACAUUAAGCCGUUGUGCUCCAUGAGUGUUCAAUCUAGUAACUGUCAGUGGGUGUUAUAACAGAGUUAGGACAGAACCAUUGGUUGGAUCUGUUGUUGGUAAACCCCCAAAUAUUGAAUAUCCACAGCAGAAGUAUGGGUGCCUGCGGAUGUCAUUGUCCAUGCGGUCUGACCUCUGACCUCCUCUUCUCCAGGCCGCUCCUCCCUGUUCCCCAUUGAAGACAGCCUCCUUGACGACGGGCACGGUAACCAGGGCGUCCCAGGGCUUGGCCCUAACUGUUACCCCCACCCGAACGGGGAGCGCAUCGAACGUUUCUCCCGCAAAGUGUUUGUGGGCGGCCUUCCCCCUGACAUAGAUGAAGGUGAGAGGAGGAAGAGCAUAACACAAUGUUGUUAGUUCAGUGACAGUUUGUCUGUGCCAGUCUAUAUGCUGGUGUGAAAGGUUGAUCUUACUCACGUUGGUUCCUUCUUCUUUCCCCCUCCUCCCUUUCUCCUCACUCUCCCACCUUCCUCUCUCCUCUUCUAUCUUUCUCUCGUCAGAUGAGAUCACCAACAGUUUCCGUCGCUUUGGCCACCUGGUGGUGGACUGGCCACACAAGGCUGAGAGCAAAUCCUACUUCCCCCCGAAAGGUAAAGCUGAACUCAGAAUUUCUUUAACUGAAACUGAUAUAAAUGUAUGUCAUAAAGGUAUGUCUUAGCACUGUAUACUGUAUGUAUAUGGCCUGUAGCCAUCAAUGAAGUCCUUGUGACUGCUGGAAGAGACAGCACAGCUAAAUUAACAAUUUUUUUACAUUUUAGUCAUUUAGCAGACGCUCUUAUCCAGAGCGACUUACAGUUAGUUAUUUUUUUUUUAUUUUUUUCAUACCCCCCGUGGGAAUCGAACCCACAACCCUGGCGUUGCAAACGCCAUGCUCUACUGAGCUACAUCCCUGCCGGUCAUUCCCUCCCCUACCUUGGACGACGCUGGGCCAAUUGUGCGCCGCCACAUAGGUCUCCCGGUCGCGACCGGCUAUGACAGAGCCUGGAUUCGAACCAGGAUCUCUAGUGGCACAGCUAGCACUGCUAUGCAGUGCCUUAGACCACUGCGCCACUCGGGAGGAACCCACAUUCUCUUUCCCUUAUGACUACCUACAUAGUCUGUAUAUUUAGUACUUGUAGUACUUGGCAAAUGGGAAUAAUUCAGUGUAUUUGUAGCAGUAUUUUUCCCCACUAUUGGAUAUGCUGUCCAGGCGCUAUCCCCUGAGAGUGUGUUGUGUGUGUUGCCUAGGUUACGCCUUCCUGCUGUUCCAGGAGGAGAGCUCAGUGCAGGCUCUGAUCGAGGCCUGCAUGGAAGAGGACGGCAAGCUCUACCUGUGUGUCUCCAGCCCCACCAUCAAAGACAAGCCUGUGAGUCCGACACAAACCCAGCUCUCUGUAGGGCCACUGCCACCAGCAAGGACAUCUGUGAGACUAGCAACACCUACGCAGUGUAAUUAUAUCUGCCGAUGAUUAAAUGUAUGGGAUAUGUGUGUAUGUGUGUGUGUCUCCAGGUCCAGAUUCGUCCAUGGAACCUGAGUGACAGUGACUUUGUGAUGGACGGCUCUCAGCCUCUGGAUCCUCGUAAGACCAUCUUUGUAGGAGGCGUUCCCCGCCCUCUCAGAGCAGGUAAACACACACACCCAAUCUCCCUCUAUCACAGAGCUCUCCAACCCUGUUCCUGGAGAGCUACCCCUGUAGUAUUUCACUUCAACCCCAGUCUAACCUGGUUCAACUUAUCAACCAGCUAAUUAUUAGAAUCAGGUGUGCUAGAUUAGGGUUGGAGUGAAAACCUACAGGACAGUAGCUCUCCAAGUAGAGGGUUGGGCAGCCCUGCUGUAGUUUAUCUACUCAGUAUGUAAUUGGAUCGAUAUGUUCAUGUUGGUGAUGGUAAAAAGAUAAACAGAUGUUGUGUUUGGAGUAAUAUGGACCGUCUGAAAGCUGGCAAUGUUUUCCUCGUGUAAUCACAUCUUGUAUAAUUAAUCUGACAAAACCCUCCUGCACUCUCUCUCUUACCCCUCCCCCAUCUCACCUACUCAUGUGUCACUUCCCCAUCUCCUCCCCCCAUUAUUUUCUCUCUCCAGUGGAGUUGGCCAUGAUUAUGGACCGUCUCUAUGGGGGGGUCUGCUACGCUGGCAUCGACACCGAUCCAGAGCUCAAGUACCCCAAGGGGGCGGGGCGCGUGGCCUUCUCCAAUCAGCAGAGUUACAUCGCUGCUAUCAGUGCCAGAUUCGUCCAGCUGCAACAUGGAGACAUUGACAAGCGGGUAUAGUCCUCCUCCCUCCCUCCCUCCCUCCCUCCCUCCCUCCCUCCCUCCCUUCCUCCCACCCUCCCACCCUCCCACCCUCCCUCCCUCCCUCCCUCCCACCCCCUCCUCCCCCCUCUCAAAAACCACACAAUCCUGUUUUAGAUGUUCUCCUCAUGAUUUUCUAGGGAUGAAGAGAGAGAGUAAGAGAGUGAGCGUGUGAGAGAAUCAGUCCUCCUGAGGAUUUGUGGUUCAAAGAAAAAGAGUAUGUGUGUUCCCUCAGCAUCACACACAGAUAGUCAGAUGGUGGUUGCUAUGGAGAGCAGAAAGCUUGUUAGUGCUGAUUGAAUUAGUUCCAUUUCCAGUCUCAUCUCGCUCUUAGCACUGACUCCUUUGUCUUUGAAUCUCACAGAGCCUCAAACCCUGUCCUUGUUUGUAUAGUAGCAUGUUCAUCUCUCACUAUGUAUCUCAGCAUUUUACCUGUGCUUUCUCAGUGUACUUACAUUCUGUAUGCUACAUGUAUUUACAUCCAUACCUAUUCUUUUAUAGGUAUAUUAUUUGGAUAUCCGACCGGCAGAACAAAAACUUAAUUUAGGCAUACUAAAUUAAUUAAGGUUAGGUUGAGGAACAAGUGUUAGGUUUAGGUUAAGUUUAGGUAGUUUCGCUGAGGUUAAGGUCAGGGUUUUGGAAAUACAUAAAAGUUAACAUUGGUUUAGCAUAACGCCGUCCGCUGCCAUACUGUCGAUUUUAUGCCGGUCAAAUAUACACUGCCUAUUAUUUAUCCUAUUGGCUUUCUCAGUAUACACUGAGUGUACAAAACAUUAGGAACACCUGCUCUUUCCAUGACAUAGACUGACCAGGUGAAUCCAGGUGAAAGCUAUGAUCCCACCUGUUAAAUCCACUUCAAUCAGUAAAAGACGGAUCUUUAAGCCUUGAGACAAUUGAGACAUGGAUUGUGUGUGUGCUAUUUAGAGGGUGAAUGUGCAAGACAAAGAUUCAAAUGCCUUUGAACGGGGUAUGGUAGUAGGUGCCAGGCGCACCGGAUUGAGUUUGUCAAGAACUGCAACACUGCUGAGUUUUUCACACUCAACAGUUUCCCGUGUGUAUCAAGAAUGGUCCACCACCCAAAGGACAUCCAGCCAACUUGACACAACUGUGGGAAGCAUUGGAGUCAACAUGGGCCAGCAUCCCUGUGGAACGCUUUCAACACCUUGUAGUCCAUGCCCCGACAAAUUGAGGCUGUUCUGAGGGCAAAGGAGGUGCAACUCAAUAUUAGGAAGUUGUUCUUAAUGUUUUCUACACUCAGUGUAUAUAUCUGUGCUGUGUCUGUGUAUUCCACUUCUAAUCCCCUCCCCUCCCCUCCCCGGUACCCCUGUACCCCUGUACCCCUGUACCCCUAUACCCCUGUACCCCUGUACCCCUGCAGGUGGAGGUGAAGCCCUAUGUUCUGGAUGACCAGCUGUGUGAUGAGUGCCAGGGGGCGCGUUGCGGGGGGAAGUUUGCCCCUUUCUUCUGCGCCAACGUGACCUGCCUCCAGUACUACUGUGAGUUCUGCUGGGCUAACAUCCACUCCCGCGCCGGCCGAGAGUUCCACAAGCCGCUGGUCAAAGAGGGGGCUGACCGCCCACGCCAGAUCCACUUCCGCUGGAACUGA